Vigna umbellata (rice bean) is the source of this 1095-nucleotide messenger RNA. Lineage: Eukaryota; Viridiplantae; Streptophyta; Magnoliopsida; Fabales; Fabaceae. The record is from RefSeq and is a predicted model, not a curated record.
AUAGUUUUUUUUUGGUCUAUAAGAUGAUUUUAAAUUGAAAAAAAAAAUCAUCUAUAGAAGAUUGGGACUGAAGAGGACCAUGAGAAGAGGGUUCCUUUAAGCGACAGAUCGUUGAAAUGAACCUCUCAAGCCGAAAGCGAAGCGGGUCCAUCAGCGAUGGACUCGGUCGGAGCAUCUCUUAGAGCCGCCAUAUCACGGUGGGAGUUGGCGGUGUGGCGGCAGUACCAGCACGUGCUAGACAAAUGGACGCCACACGUGGGGCGGCGGUGGGUGGGGUUGUUGGUGGUGGCGUUGAUAUACGCGCUGCGUGUGUACUUGGUGGAAGGGUUCUACUUAGUGUCGUACGGUUUGGGAAUAUACAUCCUCAACCUUCUGAUCGGGUUCCUCUCCCCUCAGGUGGACCCCGAGAUUCUUGACGCAGAGGGCCCCACUCUCCCCUCCUCCGUUAACGACGAGUUUCGUCCAUUCGUUCGCCGCCUCCCGGAGUUCAAGUUCUGGUACUCAAUCACAAAGGCAUUUUGCGUUGCAUUUGUGAUGACUUUCUUUAGUGCGUUUGAUGUUCCUGUGUUCUGGCCAAUACUCCUCUUCUACUGGGUGGUCCUAUUCACGCUUACAAUGAGGAGACAGAUAUCUCACAUGAUUAAGUACAAAUAUCUACCCUUCUCAUCUGGAAAACAGCGUUAUGAUGGAAAGAGAGCAUCACCUGAAAGCCCAAGCCUUUCAGAGGACUGAACUUUUCAGGUUAAUUGAACUUUAUUUGCUUAAAUUAGGCAACAGAUCAACAUGUGGCUUGAUAUUAUUUGCUGUAUAUAUUUGGACAGCUAGAGCAAUAUGAGGAUGUGAUGGGAAGUUGAAGAAAGUUACUCUAAGUCUUAUGUGGACCACGGAUGCCCAAUUCUCAUUUUAGCAAAUGUUUGGACAUUAGGCGUAUUGGAUAUUUUUACACCCUAGUAAAGGAUCCAAAUAAGGAAAAUAUAAUUGGAGCUUCGGAGGGCUCUUUCUUUACUCGAUUCCCUUUCCUGUGUUUGUAUCUCUAUGUAGUUGGGCAAAUGCCUCUGGUUCCUGAAUUAAUCAUCAAAUAACUAGUUUUAUUUU